UUUUAACACUUUUAUAAAGCAGUCCAAUGGCAGAGCAACAACACUAAUCCCAUUCCACCUAAAGUUAAGCUCAGCAAAGACACCUUUCUCUGAGAAAAAAAUGGCCGCCGCAGCACCUCCACCGCCGCCGUCGCCUACACCCGACGUCAUCUCCGAGGACUUGCUUCCGACUGGAUACAAUGUCUUCUCCCGAAUUCGGCUUGCCACCAUCGUCGACGUUCCUCAUAUCCACAAACUCAUCCACCAGAUGGCCGUCUUUGAGAGACUCACCCAUCUCUUCUCCGCCACAGAAUCUUCACUUUCCUCCACUCUCUUCCCUGAAAACUCCCCACCUCCGUUCACCUCCUUCACCGUUUUCCUUCUCGAAGUUUCUCAAACCCCUUUCCCUCUAAUCGACCAAAACUACCCAAAUUUCACCCCUAUACAUAAAACGGUAAAUCUGGAUCUCCCGAUUACCGACCCGCAAGCGGAAUCGUUCAGAUCGUGUGGAAAUGAUGUUGUGGUUGCUGGAUUUGUGUUGUUUUUCCCUAACUAUUCGACUUUCUUAGCGAAACCUGGGUUUUACAUCGAGGAUAUAUUUGUGAGGGAGUGUUAUAGGAGGAAAGGUUUUGGGAAGAUGUUGUUGUCAGCUGUGGCUGCUCAGGCGGCGAAAAUGGGUUAUGGAAGAGUGGAAUGGGUGGUUCUAGAUUGGAACGUGAAUGCGAUCAAGUUUUAUGAAGAAAUGGGAGCUCAAGUUAUGCAGGAAUGGAGGGUUUGUAGGCUGACUGGUGAUGCCCUUCAAGCCUUUGCAAAUGUCUAACAUUUGAGUUUGAAAUUGUCUUCAAUUUUACACCCAAUACUCCACUCCACUGUUAUGUGUGUGGAUGUAAGUGUUAUCAGUAGGAAUUAAAUAAAGAAUUUCACUUGUGUUGCAAUUUGAUCUUUUUUUCUCAGCUUGUGAUACUGUGUUUUGAAUGAUAGUUUUACUUCUAUGUG
Solanum lycopersicum (tomato) is the source of this 975-nucleotide messenger RNA. Its product is annotated as GCN5-related N-acetyltransferase 8. The record is from RefSeq and is a predicted model, not a curated record. Gene Ontology annotation, molecular function: N-acetyltransferase activity. NCBI's taxonomy places the organism in Eukaryota, Viridiplantae, Streptophyta, Magnoliopsida, Solanales, Solanaceae.